CUCUUCAUGCUGCAUCCUCGAGCCACAGGUGGACAGUUACUCCGAGGAAGAAACACUGAGUGUGUUUUGCCGCCAUCGCUAAAAACAAAAGUCAGUUUUCAUCGAUGCUCAAAAAGAAACAAGUUAAUUUCACUGAGAUCCCGUUGGACCGAGCGCUGCGGAGGGAUCUGGGAUCGACAGGUCGGGUCUGGGACAGUUGCGGAAGGCGCACAGUUUGACAGUAAUGGAAGAUCAACAAGUUUCCUCCUGACAACAUCAGCUCUGUGCAGACAGCUAAUGCCCACAAUGGCGUCUGUCCUGGAUGAUCCAACCCUGGAGAGACACUUCAAGGGUCAUAAAGAUGCUGUCACAUGUGCAGACUUCAGUCCAAACAACAAACAACUGGCCUCAGGGUCAGUGGACAAGAGCCUGAUGAUCUGGAAUCUGACUCUUAAGUUGAGGGCCUUCCAAUUUGUUGGCCACCAAGAUGUCAUCACUGGGGUGCAGUUCUCCCCAUUCGGUAACCUGGUGGCAACGUCCUCCAAGGACAGAACAGUCAGACUGUGGACACCUUCCAUGAAAGGAGAGUCAACAGUGUUUAAAGCUCACACUGCCGCAGUACGCAGUGUUGCAUUCUCCCAUGAUGGCCAGAGACUGGUAACAGCGUCUGAUGACAAGUCGGUCAAAGUGUGGAGCGUUCAUAGACAGUGCUUCAUCUAUUCCCUCAACCAGCACACCAACUGGGUGCGCUGUGCCAGGUUCUCUCCAGAUGGGCGGCUCAUAGCUUCCUGUGGGGACGACCGCUCAGUCCGACUUUGGGACACAUCCAGCAAACAAUGCAUCAACUGUUUUUCUGACUACGGAGGGUCAACAACGUCUGUUGAGUUCAACUCCAGUGGCACCUGCAUUGCAUCAUCAGGAGCUGACAGUUCAUUAAAAAUCUGGGAUCUACGGACCAACAAGCUGAUUCAGCAUUAUCAGGUCCACAGUGCAGGAAUCAACAGUUUUUCCUUCCACCCAUCCAACAACUACCUGAUCAGCAGUUCCACAGACGGCACGGUCAAGAUUCUGGACCUGCUGGAGGGACGCCUCAUCUACACCCUGCAUGGACACAAGGGUGCUGUGACCACAGUCUCCUUUUCCAGGACUGGAAAUCAGUUUGCUUCAGGUGGAGCUGAUAGUCAGGUGCUGUUGUGGAGGACAAACUUUGACACCAAAUCCUACCAGGAGGUCCUGCAACAACACAGCCGGAGGUCCACCCCUGAUCCCCCUCCCCACCUCACCGACAUCCACCCCAGAGUACCCCACCUUCAUCAUCCGCAGUCCACAGCCAUUCAGGAGCUUCCAGUCUGAUGCCAGCAGUGCCUGGCUAUGUCUCAACGUGGACUGUCCCUCUUUGCUAAACAGCCUUGGACUUCAUAACCUCACAGCCACUCUUCCUGAACAGACGGAGGAAAUGGGAAAGAGGCCUGUGUUGUGGCUAAGUUAUGAUCAGGCGCCAGGAAAGCAGGAAGUGAAUUUUUCCCAUAAACACCAAAGAUUAUGCACUUUUGAAGAAAGUUGCAGAACUGUUUGUACACUUGAAGAAGAUAAACAGACUAAAUAAUACUGAUAAGAGUGUUACAGUGACCACACCACAGCUUGGAUGGGCAGCAGGUACUGUGAGUACCCAGUCCUACUCAAAACGUUAUCUUUAAAGUCUCACACAAACACCAAUACACACACACAAACAUACACAACAACAUGCUGCAAAUAUUAUAGUCAAUAUUUUGUGGUUGGAAUUUAACUGGAUCUAAGGGAAGAUAACAUAUUAUCACAAUUGUAUUACCUCAGUCAUCUUGCAAAUACUUUUACAAUAUAGUUUUUGAUUUGAUCAGCUCUAGGUUAUUGGAAACAAUGUGCACUUCCAUUGUUUCCAAUGCCUCAUUCUUAAGGGGAGAUUCAGACACAUUUUUGAUUGUGUAUUUGUUUGAAGCUUGUUGUGGAGACCCUGGCAAUCCCUUGCAGCAUGGAUCAGGCUUUGCCCUAUCACCCCUGACAAUCGUCUGUUUUCUCUUUGUUCUGAAAAGGAAAGAUUUUGCCCUGAUAUUUUCUGACAGUGCCUGUGUUUGCACAAAUGUUGAAAUGAAAAAGGAAAUCCUUUGUAGGCCCUCCUUUUUCCUUCAGAGUGACAAAGUUGAAUGUUUAACCCAUUGACUCAGAAGUUUAUACAUGGAAUCAAAAGGUGGAUGAAAACAAAGGCAGCUGAACCUAUGAUCUCCUCAACAUAAAAUCCCAUCAAUCUUCUGCUUUGCUGUCUCUUCUCUUGGAAGCCUCCACCCCAAAUUGUUGUCUCUGGCUGUGGUACAGUUACCCUCACCCCUCCUGUCCAGGCGGCUUACUGUAGUAUGCCGAUCAGGCAAAGGAAGUGACCAGUCGGCUGAAGGUCAGUCAGGAUUAAGAUUCCAUCACCGCACAGAAAUAGCACUGUUAAAAUUUACUUUUUACCUUUUCAUGGCCUCAGAUAAUUGUCGCUAUACUUGUCUUGCUGGAUCUUAGUGAAGCAUUUAAUGCCUUAGAUAAUACGAUUUUGUUACAGAUAUCUGGACAACAUGCAGGGAUUAAAGGAAUAGCAUUAGGCUGGUUAAAUAAUAUUUAUCCGAUCUAUUUGAAUUUUGUUAUGUAAAGAAUAACUCCUCCAUCCACACACAAGUUCCACAAGGUACUAUCCAUGGACCAAUACUCCACUGAGGAACAUCAAGGCCUGGAUGAACCAAAACUUCUUACUUCUAAAUUCAGACCAAACUGAGGUCAUUGUAAUUGGCCCUUAACAUCUCAGAGAAACAGUGUCUCACCAGGUAAUCACCUUGGAUGAUUUUAGUUUGGCCCCUAGCUCCAAUUAGAGGAAGCUUGGAACCUAAUGUUUGACCAUGUUUGUCAUUUGACCCCCAUAUAAAAAUCAGAGUCAGAGCUGAUACCUGAUUGUGCACAACUGUUCCUGGUGUCUCACCCCCCCCCCCCCUUUCUCUCCCCUCUUUUCUCCACACUUCCCCUCUCCUCCACAUUUUUCUCUGCUCACCCCAACCGGUCGAGCAAGAUGGACACCCACAUUGACCUUCUAUGUAAAGUGCCUUGACAUAAUGCCUGGGUUCCCAAACUGGGGUACAUGUACCCCCAGGGGUAAGCGAAGUGGUUCAGGGGGGUACGCGGGGAGAACAUUUUAUUUGCGUUUUCAAAGUGAAAAUGCCCAUUACUAGGGGUGCACCGAUUUAUCGGUUGUACAUCGGUAGCGGCCGAUAUUCGCCUCGUUUACUGAUAUCGGCUUAUCGGUAAUAAACUUGACUUUCACCGAUAUCUUUGGCCGAUGUUCAUAUUUGUGGUAAAACCGCUGGGCACGUGCCGCGGCUGGGGGAGCAGUCGCUCCGUCGCCCUCCUCUCCGCGCCGCCGGAGGCUCAGUGCGCGGCACCGGGAGGUCCUCAUCCGGUGGCGCCUCACAGCGUUGCUGGUGCAGGGGCUUUCUUUCUCUUGGACCGCGGAUCACCUCAGCCACGGCGACCGCUGGGGGAACCCUGAGAACUGGUGCGGACCAGGGGAAUCCGACUGUUUAAUUAAAACAAGCAUCGCGAAGGGCCACGGUGGGUGUUGACGCGAUGUGAUUUCUGCCCGACACUAAAAACAGGUCAAACUGAGGAGGGCUUGUUAAGUUAUCUUGACUCACGCAGUGCAACUCUAUUCAUCCGUCUCAUGCACAGGUAACAAGGGAUUUGACAACAUACGUCAUACACACAGAAGCCGUAACACAUCUAAUAAACGGGCAAUACUGCUACCGUAAAUCAAUGAGAAGAGUGUCUCUAUAAUGAUACUUUAACAGGGCUGUUUUAGACAGGGUAAAAAGGUGCUGUUUUAAAUUAUCCUUGUGGUAUUUUGACCAAAAUAUGUUACAGUCAUUUCAUUAAGAUCCCAAGGAACCAUUUCAACUUGCGGUAAAAUGGGCAUAAUAUGUCUCUGUUAAAUAAAGUUUAAUUAAAUCAAAGAUUGUUUCAUAAAUCUGAUUAAAUUUGUGCUCAUUAAAAGAUAAGAGUGAUGAAGGGCUGAACAUUUUUUAAAUAGUGCUUUUUAAAUAAUGAUUUAAUUAUUUUUCUGACACAAAAGGGUGAAUGAAUAACAACAAAAAGAAAAUAAACAAAUAUCGGUAUCGGUAUCGGCUAUCGGCCAGAUAGUUAUUUUAAAUAUCGGUAUCGGCCAAGAAUUUCCAUAUCGGUGCAUCCCUACCCAUUACAUUUUCAAACUGAGCUAUAAAUAAUCAUGCAAUAUUAAAUAGUCUGAAUGUCCAAGUCGCAUUGCCAAAAAUACUCAUGUAUACCCAUAUUUAGCUACAUAAUUACGCUUCCAUGUCAUCACACAGCACAGUGAGGAUGUUAGCAACUCGAGGAAGCAACCUGGAGCUAUAUUCAAGCCCGCCGAGAGAGCCGCUAGCCGCUGAGAGCAAGCUGGAUUUGAAGGUUCUCGACCUCUCAGUCCGGUUGUUGUCACGUCCUCACUCCCGGAAUCCCUCAUCCAGACCCGGCUCUGUCCUUUGAAUUGAAAGAUGAGCUUAAAAUUGUCUUUAUUGACCACAAGUUUCACCUGUCUGACCUUUUGCAUAAUGACGAGUUUCUUACACGACUAGCUUAUCUGGGUGAUAUUUUUUCUCGUCUGAAUGAACUUAAUCUCGGACUACAGGGGCUUUGCACAACCGUAUUCAAUGUACGAGAUAAAAUUGAGGCUAUGAUAAAGAAAGCGAAGCUCUGGGAAGACAGCAUGAACAAAAACAAAACAGAGGUCUUUCCGUCGUUGCAUGAUUUUUUGUGUGCAAAUCACCUCGGUCUGAAAGACAGUGUCAAAUGUGACAUUAUAAUGCACCUCGGUGAGCUGGCUGCACAACUGCCCAGGUACUUCCCAGAAAAUGACGAGUCAGACAGUUGGAUUCGUUAUCCCUUUUCUGCUGUCCCUGCUUCCUUACCGGCAUAUGAACAGGAGAACCUCAUUGAAGUCGCAACAAGUGGAUCCAUUAAAAUUGAAUUCAAUCAGAAGCCUCUGCCAGAUUUCUGGAUAGGACUGUGCACAGAGUACCCUGCAGUGGCAAAACGUGCUGUCAAGACUUUGAUGCCAUUUGCCACCACAUAUUUAUGUGAGAGUGGGUUCUCAGCUCUGACGAGCAUGAAAACUAAAUACAGGCAUAGGCUGUGUGUAGAAGACAAUUUAAGAUUUAGACUUUCUCCAAUUCAGCCACACAUUGCAGAAUUAUGUGCAUCCUCUCAAGCACACCCGUCUCAUUAACCUGUGCCUUGGAGAUUAUUUCUGGCUGAACUCUGCUCCGGCCACGCCCCCCUUUUCAAAUUCAACGCACACACUUCUUCACACUGUAUUGUUUAUUUAUGUCCUUAUUUAAACUUUGUUAGUUUGUGUUCUUCCGGCAUUUGACGCUGAGUAUCUUGGUUUUCAUAUAGUUUUGUUUGAGUUAAAUAGUAAUUCAAGUUCAACCCCUGAGUGAGUUAGUUCGACCUCCUUGUUUGUUUGUAAUUUCCCUUUACCUUGUUGUUUUGCUAAUAAAACUCUAUUUGAACUAGACUUCCAUCCAAGUCCUGAAAUCCCAAUUUCACACAGUUUCAAGUGAUAAUGGCCGUAUAUGUGCGCCAGGGGUAGGGGGGCGUACGUAGCUGGAGAUUGAAUGUCUGAAGGGGUACGGGGCUGUAAAAAGUUUGGGAACCACUGAGAUAAUGUAUUGAUUUGGCACGAAACAAAUACAAUUGCAUUGAAUUAAUGUUUGAUUUUCAGGGAGGCACCGUCAGCACUCAGCCUUCCCAAGACUGAAGCGCUUUGUGCUUCAGUCUUAAAAUAUAUUUGGAGAAAAAUUGAGACACACUUAAGUAAAUCCACUGUUAAGUAAAGGGAAUGAUACAUGUUACAAGGAAAGCCCACACAAAAUGGCAGUACUUUACCUGUAUUUUGUGUAUGUUUGAGGAAGAUUUGGACACCAAGUAUUUUUGUUACACAACCAUACCAAUACUUGUACUCUCUGCAAGUAUAAUUGUUGUUUUAAACCCCUUCAAUAGGCCGCAAAGUCAGACAAUCCUGUAAUUUUUAACCUAUUGUGUUGAAUUCUCUCUUGGCUGACACAAUGUAAUCUUGUCCAAAACUAAAUCUUAGUGUUUGUCAUUUGUAGCAAUUUUUAAAUGCAAAUGUUGAAUCAAUAUCGUUUUCAGUUGUUUUAAUUACGUAAAUGUUAUUUAAAACAAAGUUUAUCCAUCUAUCAUUAUCUUUACUACAAAUACUUUAAGGAUUGUGGGGGGGAGCUGGAGCCGCUCACAGCAUGCUGCAAGAGGCAGAGUAUUACAGAGCCAAACAACCAUUUAUGCUGACGUUCACGUCUACAGUCUCCUAUUAACCUAACUCCAAUUUGUGUUUGGACUGUGGGAGGAUCAUCUUGAGAAAACCCUCGAAAACACGCAAACUCCACACAAAAGACCCUGACCCCGAAUCAGGAUUCAAACCGAGAACCUUCUAGCUGUAGGUGGCCAGUGCCAACCUCUGUGUUAGACCAAGACAAAUAUUAAUAAUGUACAAUGUCCUCAAACCUCAACAAUUUAUAUAAUAUUUAUGUUCAGCUCAGUUGACAUGUGCUUCAACAAUAUUGACAAUUGUGUGUAUGUUAGCAUUUUAAACUGAAAUUUCGCUAAAAUGAAUGUUGCUUGUUCUACCUCCAUUAACAUGAUGACAGUAAAAGUUUAAGUUAAUUAAUAAAUUCCAA
Platichthys flesus (European flounder) is the source of this 6749-nucleotide messenger RNA. RefSeq names its product POC1 centriolar protein B (gene poc1b). Gene Ontology annotation, cellular component: ciliary basal body; centriole. Lineage: Eukaryota; Metazoa; Chordata; Actinopteri; Pleuronectiformes; Pleuronectidae. Gene Ontology annotation, molecular function: protein binding. The transcript is spliced from 10 exons. The record is from RefSeq and is a predicted model, not a curated record. Gene Ontology annotation, biological process: cilium assembly. The coding region runs from base 7 to 1332 and encodes 441 amino acids.